UAUUGUGUAUCUGAUGUAGUGGGUGGGUAUGGUCCGAUUUUUAAAACAUAUUGGUUGGUCCGUCCAAGGAUAUGCCAUGCGUAAGGACGGAGGAGGCCAAAUCGCGUGGCGUGGCAAGUCCCUGAGGUAGAGGGCCACGUUGACAAGCUGAGUUCCUCCCACGUUGAACCUUGUAAACCUGACCUCCUUUCAGUUCCUUCCUUCCUAUUUAAACUUCACUUCACUUCAAACCCAUCAACAUAUUGGUAUGUAUCAUCGAAUCCUUCCUAGCGUUGAUACAUUUUUGAGACAGUAAUUCAGCAAGUUUGAGGCGGCCGGCAAUGGAGAACUAUCAGAACCAGUACGGCGCAACUCGCAGCACCACCGGCCCAGCUGCCGCCCAUCAGGUAGUAGACGAAUACGGCAACCCCAUUAUUCCUCAUCACUCUGCCGCUGCUGCUGGUGGAAAACAAGGGCGUGGGAUCUCCGGGAUGCUUCACCGCUCCGGCAGCUCGUCCAGCUCCAGCUCUUCCGAGGACGACGGGCAGGGAGGGAAGAGGAAGAAGAAGGGAAAGGGACUGAAGGAGAAGAUCAAAGAGAAGAUGCCAGGUGGUCACAGUAAGGAUGAUCAUUAUUAUGAUCCACACCGCCCUACUACUACUACUACGCCGGCCGGUGGAUACUAUUCCGCCGACGAGCCUCAUCACAAGAAAGGCAUCAUGGAGAAGAUCAAGGACAAGCUUCCUGGGGCUGCCACCCAUCACUAAACUAAACUAAACUAAACUAAACAUCCAUCCAUCUUCAUCGUCGCACUCUCUCUCUUUUUUAUAAUGUUAUAUGUAUUAGUAUAAUUAACAAAGACAAAUAAUAAUAAUUCCAUGGCGGUGGAUGUACCUACACAGCUCCAUAGCUCUUUUAUAUAUUCUGCGUGACUGCCUUUUAAUUUGGUUUGUUUUCUAUGUACCAAUAGAUGCGUGAAGAUUAC
Messenger RNA from Linum trigynum, 964 nucleotides. The record is from the annotation of a GenBank genome assembly. NCBI's taxonomy places the organism in Eukaryota, Viridiplantae, Streptophyta, Magnoliopsida, Malpighiales, Linaceae.